Messenger RNA from Phlebotomus argentipes, 1571 nucleotides. Its product is annotated as venom carboxylesterase-6-like. Lineage: Eukaryota; Metazoa; Arthropoda; Insecta; Diptera; Psychodidae. The record is from RefSeq and is a predicted model, not a curated record. The coding region runs from base 1 to 1431 and encodes 476 amino acids. The transcript has 2 exons.
AUGCUCAGAAUCGCACUGCUGUUCCACAUCUCGAUUGCGUGCCUCGCGAGUGAUGAGUGCCAGUUCAGCGACGGCGUGGGGCUGCUGUCCAGGGGCUUCUGUCACUACCUGGGCAUCCCCUACGCACAGCCCCCGAUUGGGGUGAGGAAGCACCGAGCGCCUGAGGCCAAGGACUUGCAGCAGGACAACGGCAAGGAGUGGAAUUUCACACAGAGACCGCCCAAUUGCCUUCAGUAUGACUUCCAGGAGCAGACAAUGGCAGGAUCCGAGGACUGUCUCUAUCUCAAUGUGUUCACCAAGCCUGGGAAUAAGCGCCUCGAUCCGGUUCUCGUGUGGAUCCACGGUGGCACUUUCAAUUUUGGGUCCGGUUUCAGCGAUUUGGCGGAAUUUCCUGACCUCUUCGUGGCGCAAAAUAUCACCGUUGUCACGUUCAACUAUCGCCUCGGCGCGCUGGGAUUUCUCUACCGCGAGGGCGGGAACGUCAGCCGAAAUGCAGGACUGAAGGAUCAGCAGGAAGUCCUGCGGUGGGUGCAGAGGAACAUCGCCAGCUUCGGCGGUGAUCCGUCAAAAGUCACGCUGAUGGGCUGGAGUGCAGGCAGUGCCGCCGUGUCUUACCACCUGUUCGAUCCGGCCGCAGAGGGACUCUUCAGUGCCGCCAUCAUGAUGAGCGGUUCCUUUCUCAAUCCCUGGGCACACUCGCCCUCCCCCGAACUCUGCCUCUCAAUCACGUGCCGCAACAUGGAGAUUCCCUGCGCAGACACCCUACCGGACAUCGUGAUCAACGAUGGCCUCGCCUACUUCACCCUCUUCGGCAUGUUCUAUCCUUGCUUCGUGCCAUCGGGAAAACUCCCCCAACUCGUGAUCAAGACCAAGCCAGCCAUCGAUGUGCCGCUCCUGAUCGGCUUCACGGCACGCGAGACGGAGGCGCACGUGAAGUACCAUCACGAAAACACCCCAUCCAAUUACAUCCUGCCGCAUCCCGACCAUCUGGCCGUCAUUGAGGAGUUCGUGACGCAAAAACUGCCGGAAUCCAACUUCACGGAAUUCCUCAUUGCCUCGGAUCUCAUUCAUGGCGUGGUGAAAUUUGCCGAGGAGUACGCCAAGAGGACGAAAUCGAAGACAUUCCUGUACAAGUUCUCACUCAGUCACGGACGCCAUGGAGAUGAUCUGCCAUUCAUCUUCCGCACAGACAACACGACACAAUUGCUGCAACUCUGGGCGAACUUUAUCACAUUCAGGGAUCCGACGCCCUUUCCUGAACCACAUCUCAAUGCGACUUGGAAGCCCUUCGGCAGUCGCAAUGGAAGAUCGCUGAUGAACAUUGGGCGCCAAUUGACUAUGGAGCACUUCAAAGAGAGCACGUCAUUCAUCUUGUGGGACGGAAUAUACGAGUGUCUCUACUAUGGCAAUUGUACUAAUGUGCCCAAUUGAGAGAACCUAGUUUUGCAAAUGCGAUUUGUGCGCAUUACAAUUUUCUAUAUAUUCACAAUGCCUAACAAAAACAGCUCAAGAAGUCACGAAAUGUCCGGCAUUCCAUUGUUGAAUAAAUCAAAUAAAUCAAGAAGUUAUAA